UCAUCCAUGCAAGGUAAGUGACCCCACCUUCUUCCAAGCCUCAAAAUUCAAGUUGCAUAUAAUGAAGAAAGAAUAGUGUUGCAAAUUGCUUAAGCUUUUCCAAAUCUCAUUCACCAGUUGAGAAAGAAAAGUUCCUUGUGGGAUCAUGGCAACAACCAGAAGAUAUGAGUUUGGAACCAAUGAGGCUAGUCACCCAGACUCUAUCAGAGCAACCAUAGCUGAAUUCAUCUCCACUUGCAUCUUUGUCUUUGUUGGAGAAGGCUCAGUCCUUGCUUUGAAACAAAUUUACAAGGAACCAGGGUCAUCAGCAGCUGAGCUAGUGGUAAUUGCAGUGGCUCAUGCCUUUGCUCUAUUUGCUGCUAUUGCUGCAAGUGCACAUGUUUCUGGUGGACACUUGAACCCUGCUGUCACUUUUGGUGCUCUUCUUGGUGGAAGGAUCUCUGUCCUUAAAGCGAUUUACUACUGGGUUGCUCAAAUCCUUGGUUCUGUUGUUGCUGCUCUCUUGUUGAGACUUGUCACUAACAACAUGAGACCAGAGGGAUUCAGUUUAUCAGUUGGGGUUGGAGCACUUCAUGGUCUUAUACUUGAAAUUGGUCUCACAUUUGGUCUGAUGUACACUGUCUAUGCCACUGCUAUGGAUCCUAAAAGGGGUGCAAUCAGCACAGUUGCACCCUUAGCCAUUGGACUGGUGGUAGGAGCAAACAUCCUGGCUGGUGGACCUUUUGAUGGAGCAUGCAUGAACCCUGCUCGGGCUUUUGGGCCUGCAUUGGUGGGCUGGAGGUGGGAGAACCACUGGAUCUUCUGGGUGGGUCCAUUACUUGGGGCAGCCCUAGCAGCAGUCCUGUAUGAAUUCGUUGUUAUCCCAAUUGAGCCUCCUCCUCAUCAACCUUUGCCUGCUGAAGAGUACUAGUUCAUUUGGGUGUUAUGAAAUAGGUUUAAUUAACCUAAGCUCAUGCCUCUAUUACUGUUUCUUCUUGUGUUUAUGAGUUUAUCACUGCUUUUAUGCAUUUUUCUUUGAUGUUGGUUUGGACUUUGGAGUAUCAACACUAAGAACUUGUUUAGUGUGUAGAUGUUUUACUCCAUCAGUAUGCUGAAUGAAUAAAGUGAGAUCCCUAAUCACUUACAUGCUUCAAAAUAAAGACAAUUCAAAGAUAUCAUCUUUGAGCCUUUUGUCUAUGAAAGCAAAUUUGUGGCACCUUAGUUUCAA
Messenger RNA from Vigna unguiculata (cowpea), 1207 nucleotides. Its product is annotated as putative aquaporin TIP-type alpha. Gene Ontology annotation, cellular component: membrane. Gene Ontology annotation, molecular function: water channel activity. Gene Ontology annotation, biological process: transmembrane transport; water transport. NCBI's taxonomy places the organism in Eukaryota, Viridiplantae, Streptophyta, Magnoliopsida, Fabales, Fabaceae. The record is from RefSeq and is a predicted model, not a curated record.